Pipistrellus nathusii (Nathusius's pipistrelle) is the source of this 1179-nucleotide messenger RNA. Lineage: Eukaryota; Metazoa; Chordata; Mammalia; Chiroptera; Vespertilionidae. The record is from the annotation of a GenBank genome assembly.
AUGCUGUCCCCGCGCCGCCCGCUCGCCCCGCUCACCCCCUUCGCCGACCCGCUGCAGCUGCAGCUCUCGCCCCUCAAGGGGCUCAGCCUGGCGGACAAGGAGAACACGCCCCCGAGCCUCAAUGGCACCCGCGUGCUGGCCAGCAAGACGGCGCGGAGGAUCUUCCAGGAGCCGGCCGAGCCGAGGGCCCCGGCCCCCGCCCCCGGCGCGCAGGAGGAGCCGCUGCUGCGGGAGAACCCGCGCCGCUUCGUGGUCUUCCCCAUCGAGUACCACGACAUCUGGCAGAUGUACAAGAAGGCCGAGGCCUCCUUCUGGACGGCCGAGGAGGUGGACCUGUCCAAGGACCUGCAGCACUGGGAAGCCCUGAAGCCCGAGGAGCGCUACUUCAUCUCCCACAUCCUGGCCUUCUUCGCCGCCAGCGACGGCAUCGUCAACGAGAACCUGGUGGAGCGCUUUAGCCAGGAAGUGCAGGUCACGGAGGCCCGCUGCUUCUACGGCUUCCAGAUCGCCAUGGAGAACAUCCACUCGGAGAUGUACAGCCUCCUCAUCGACACCUACAUCAAGGACCCCAAGGAGAGGGACUUCCUCUUCAACGCCAUCGAGACGAUGCCCUGCGUCAAGAAGAAGGCGGACUGGGCCCUGCGCUGGAUCGGGGACAAGGAGGCCACCUACGGAGAGCGCGUCGUGGCGUUCGCCGCGGUGGAGGGCAUCUUUUUCUCCGGCUCCUUCGCGUCCAUCUUCUGGCUCAAGAAGCGAGGCCUCAUGCCGGGCCUCACGUUCUCCAACGAGCUCAUCAGCAGAGACGAGGGCUUGCACUGUGACUUUGCCUGCCUGAUGUUCAAGCACCUGGUGCACAAGCCCUCGGAGCAGAGGGUGAACGAGAUUAUCACCAACGCCGUUCGGAUCGAGCAGGAGUUCCUCACCGAGGCCCUGCCCGUGAAGCUCAUCGGGAUGAACUGCACGCUGAUGAAGCGUUACAUCGAGUUCGUGGCCGACAGGCUCCUGCUGGAGCUGGGCUUCAGCAAGGUUUUCCGGGUGGAAAACCCCUUUGACUUCAUGGAGAACAUCUCCCUGGAGGGCAAGACCAACUUCUUCGAGAAGCGGGUGGGCGAGUACCAGCGGAUGGGCGUGAUGUCCAGCCCGACCGAGAACUCCUUCACGCUGGACGCCGACUUCUGA